UACGCCGCAGCUGUUUUGCGCCGCGACGAUGAAGACAAAGACGCGGUUCCCGGCGGGGCCACGGCCACUUCGGCAGUUCCAUCCAGAUCGACAACCAUGAAGGUCCUCAGCGCCCUCCUCCUAGUGGGCCUCCUCGGGGGCCAGCGUCUGCACGGCCAGGACAUCGCCCCUGACGCCGAGGUGUUCGAGGUGGACGGCACAGGCACCAUCGUCGUGAACCAGCCCACGCCAGCCACGCCGUCCAUCAACGUCAACACCAGCAACGUGAUCCACAACAACAUCCCCGCGCCGCAGGUCAUCCAGGUGCCCGCGUCCCCCGCGUCGCAGCCCCAGGUGGUGGUGAACCCCGUGGUGAACCCCGUGACCACGGCCCCCGUGGUGAACCCCGUGGUGAACCCCGUGGUGAACCCCGUGGUGAACCCCGUGGUGAACCCCGUCGCCACGGGCCGCCUGGGCGUGGGCGUGGUGCCGCUCGGCAGCCUGCUCUUCCGCGGCAUGGGCAUGACGGGCAUGACCGGCAUGGGCGUUAGAGGGUUCGGCACCGCGGGCCUGGCCAGGAUGAUGAUGCCCCGCGUCCUGAUCGGCCGCUAGUGCCGCCACCCGCCACCACCCGCCGGCGCGGCAGCCG
Thrips palmi is the source of this 628-nucleotide messenger RNA. RefSeq lists its product as uncharacterized. Bases 97 to 591 code for a protein of 164 amino acids. The record is from RefSeq and is a predicted model, not a curated record. The transcript has 3 exons. Lineage: Eukaryota; Metazoa; Arthropoda; Insecta; Thysanoptera; Thripidae.